This is a messenger RNA of Folsomia candida, 1758 nucleotides long. RefSeq names its product transcription factor AP-2-epsilon (gene TfAP-2). Gene Ontology annotation, cellular component: nucleus. Gene Ontology annotation, molecular function: DNA-binding transcription factor activity, RNA polymerase II-specific; RNA polymerase II transcription regulatory region sequence-specific DNA binding. The transcript has 8 exons. The record is from RefSeq and is a predicted model, not a curated record. Bases 80 to 1657 code for a protein of 525 amino acids. NCBI's taxonomy places the organism in Eukaryota, Metazoa, Arthropoda, Collembola, Entomobryomorpha, Isotomidae. Gene Ontology annotation, biological process: anatomical structure development; regulation of cell population proliferation; regulation of transcription by RNA polymerase II.
CUCAUCACCUCUGGAAUGUGAAGCCACUUCUUCUCCACCACUCUCUCCACUCUCUCAGUUACUAAAAUUCUAUCUAAAAAUGUCCACACCACCCGUUACAACAUCCUCCCCUCCACCUCCUGACCCACCACCCCCACCACCACACGACCUACCCACACCUCCUCCUCCUAUCCCCCACCAGCACCUCAACAAAACGAUCCUCCUCGUCCUGAACAAAAACAGCGACGGGGACGCCCUGCUCCCGAUGCGCAAACUGAUCCUUGAAUCCUCCAAUAAUCCCCAUCAGCAAGUCUACAUCGUAGAACAGCAAGACUUGAAAGAGGAAGAAUUAGUCGAUAAUGACCGCCUGGUGACCUCUUCCACAAAUCCUUCAUCCUCCUCCACAACCCACCAACAAAACUACCACCGGGACUCGGAAUUAGUCGCGGCGGCGAUCGACUUUCAGCCUCCUUAUUUCCCACCUCCUAAUUUCCACCAUCACCAGAUUAGUGGAGGUGGGAGUGGGAAUAAUAACAAUGAGCAGUAUUAUCAACAGCAGCAGUAUCAGCACCUCACCCUUAGCUCCUCCACUGGCGGUGGAUCUUCCAACCCAACAGCCUCCACCACGACGACCUCCUCCCCGAUAACCUCCUCAAAUCCACGCUCCCCUGGAGGAGAAUUCUACAACGACCGGAUCCGCCGUGGGAGCUCAGAGUACAUUGUCGACAGCUCAUCAGAAGUCGUCCAGCAGCAGCAGCACCAUCAACAUAAUAAUAAUGAGGAGGAAUUGAUGGACCUCCACCAACACCACCACCAGCACCACACCCACCAGGAUCUAGAGGAUGAAUAUAACCAGGAGUUACUCAAAGGCAUAAAAAACACCUCCACCACGUCCCCCUCCACCUCAAAACCUCACCCUUUGCUCCUCCUCGACCCCACGACGACAACGACCACCCAAGGAAACAAGAUGCUCCACUAUUCGAAUUUCCAGCAGCAGCCAUCGGACGUUUUUUGCUCCGUUCCUGGGAGGUUGUCGCUGCUGAGUUCCACGAGUAAAUACAAAGUGACGAUCGGGGAGGUGCAGAGGAGGUUGAGCCCCCCGGAGUGUCUCAAUGCGAGUUUGCUAGGGGGGGUGUUGAGGAGGGCAAAGAGCAAAAAUGGAGGCCGCCUAUUACGUGAAAAGCUGGAAAAGAUCGGGUUAAAUUUGCCAGCGGGGAGGCGGAAGGCGGCCAACGUCACCUUGCUCACCAGUUUAGUGGAGGGAGAGGCAAUCCACCUGGCCCGUGACUUUGGCUACGUCUGCGAAACGGAGUUCCCAGCGAGGCAAAUCGCCGAGUACUUAACCCGACCCCACACGAAUGAUAUUAACGAGGCGUUGAGGAGGAGGGAGGUCCUGCAGGCGGCCAGACACACAACAAAGGAACUCCUCGACCUCCUGAACUCAGACCGCAGCCCGUUGUGCAACACCCGGCCCUCUCCCCUCCUCGACCCCACGAUCCAACGCCAUCUGACCCAUUUUUCCCUCAUAACGCAUGGUUUUGGAGCCCCCGCCCUGGUCGCGGCCCUCACAGCCAUUCAGAACUAUACGGGGGAGAGUAUUAAACAGAUUGAUAAGGUUUUUCCUACUGGAGGAGGGGGUGGGGCUGAUCUCAAAAAGGAGUUAUUAGAUAAGAAGUGAUGAUGAAGGGGGGGGGAGUGGAUGGGUGUACAGUUUUUUUAGUGUGUUUGUUUUUAUGGAUAUUGAUAAUGAAUAAAUAAAGUGAGGUUUUAAGGAUUGGA